Molecule: messenger RNA, 5498 nt
Organism: Acanthaster planci (crown-of-thorns starfish)
Lineage: Eukaryota; Metazoa; Echinodermata; Asteroidea; Valvatida; Acanthasteridae
Gene: sarm1
Product: sterile alpha and TIR motif containing 1
Source: RefSeq, a predicted model, not a curated record
GCUAUGACCCAUCUUCACACCUACAGGGACGUAAAUUUGGCGGAUGUGGGUGCUGAAGAUAGAUUCCUCCAAAGAAAAUGGACUGGUAGGCUCCUCCUCUGUAUUUUUGUCUUGAACACGAAAAAGACUUCGAUCCUGACAGACAUCCUCCUUUCAAAAGUUAACAGUAGCGACACAAUUGAAGUUGAACGUGGGAAUGUGUUCAUACACAGUCAAGCAUGAAGUAUUACACAGUGCGGGGAUGUUUGCUCACACAAUAUUCGUGAUGUAUCGACCACAAAUCCCAGGCCACUUGAGACUCAUCAGAAACUUGCCUUGGACUGUUUUAGCGAGCUUUCCGCGCCGGACGCAUACACGCACAUGCGACAGUGGUACGGUACUUCUGAAGAUUUCUGUGUUGAAGAACACACAGGACUGCCUUCUGUAGCUGCUGAGAUACCAGAAAAUAACUAAAACAGCAUCUGGAGUCCUCUUUAUGGGAAACAACUCCAGUAAAAGAAGGUCCCACAAUAAAUCUAGUGUUCCUGAACAACCACUCAGUAGUGGACGGAAGCGUUCACUGAAGCCAGAUCUGGCUGCUUCAGAAACGGAGAAGUUUCUCAACGAGGACGAUACUAAACCCCCUCAUCGUGUCAAUGAGGAGACGAAAGAAAGGCUGCUAAAUCCACCAGGCUUAAAGGGCCUGUCAGACGCCUACAUGCAAAAGUCAGGAGAUGGUAAAGGAAGCAGGGGGUCAGGCUAUGAAAUGAAAGCCGAACACCGAGAAGAAGAGACCAGCUACGUUGAAAUAUCACAAGUAGAAUUAUCUGGAGAGAGGGACGAACCCAGACCAGAACGAGACAGAUUUCGUGGGAGCUACCGACGCAGUGGCAAGUUUAAAAAGAUCAUGUCUUCGCUGUCACCUCAAGAGGCAGCAACAGCAUCAGGGAAUGAAGGCAAGAUGGAAAGCACCAUCCUUCUGGCUAAUGAUGUCAUCCAACGAAUGCAGGGAGAAGAUACUGAGAGGGUUGUAGAAGCCACACAGCAACUGUAUCGUAUGGUGGAUGAUGCAUGGAGUACGCCAAAGUACGGGCGUGACCUGGCAUGUAGUAUUAGCGACAAUCUUCGCACUGAAGGAGGACUGGAUAUUCUUCUGAAGAACUGCAAAUCAGACGACAAGGCACUGCAAGUUAACUCAGCACGACUUCUUGAGCAGGUCAUGACAGCUGAUAAUCGAGACUAUGUCGUGAAGCAUGGACUGGACUCUGUGGUGAAGCUGGCCUGUUCCCGCAAAGAACCAACCUUACUUCAAAUAGGAAUGGGUCUCUUGGAAAAUCUGUUCAAGCAUUCAGAAGAGACUUGCACCAAGGUUAUUGAUCGGGGUGGACUGACAGCUGUUGUGUACACUUGUCGCAUGAGUGAUAACAUCACUCUGCGACACUGUGCUGCUGCCUUGGCAAACUGCGCCAUGUAUGGUGGACCAGCUAACCAACAGAAAAUGGUUGACCAGCGUUGCUCAGAGUGGCUGUUUCCCUUGGCAUUUAGUACUGAUCACAGCAUCCGCUACUAUGCUUGUCUAGCUGUUGCUGUUCUUUCAGCCAAUCAGGAUGUAGAGAAGUGUGUGGUGAACUCAGGCACACUUGAUCUGGUUGAGCCCUUUGUUACAACCCAUGAUCCUCUGACUUUUGCCAAGAGUGACAAGGCGCACUCCCAGGGUCGUUCAGAGCAGUGGCUGCAGCGUUUGAUGCCGCUGCUAGAUAGUACAAGGAGAGAAGCACAAUGUCUUGCUGCUUUUCAUUUUGCAAUGGAAGCAGCCAUCAAGAAGGAGCAAGGCAGAACCAAGGUGUUUCAGGAAAUUUUGGUUGUCCCAGCCCUGCGUCGAGUAGCCUCCUCUAACAAUGAGAUAGCCUCCAAGCUUUGCAUUCAAGCCCUACGUACCAUCGGUGAGGACAUCCCUGCUAAGCUGUCCUUCAAUAUCUCUUGCUGGACCAUAAAAGAAGUUCAAAUGUGGGUCAAGAAUAUCGGCUUUGCGCAAUUCUGCCCAGCAUUUGAACGCCACAAAGUUGAUGGGGAUCUGCUGUUGACCAUAUCAGAAGAAGAACUCAUCCGCGACAUUGAGAUGGAGAGCAGCCUGCUGAAACGAAGGUUCUUGCGGGAACUAUCCCGUCUGAAGUCCAAUUCCAACAGUGGUGAUCGGGAACUAGGUGAUUGGCUUAAGAGCCUUGGCCCAGAGUAUCCCCAGUACACACAUAACCUAGUACAUUGUGGGAUUGAUUUCAACCUCUUACCCUUUAUCACGGAUGAGCACCUGAAGACUGAUGCAGGAAUCACCAAUGGUGUGCAUCGUAUGAAGAUACUCAGGACUAUCAGACCACGAGGAAUGAAACUGUUGAAGCAAAGCCUGAAACCAAGCUCACCUGACUCCAUCAACCAUACCCUCCCUUGGCUGAAGGAACCACGGAAAUCACUAGAUGGUGAUGAUAAAUUUCCCAAAGUGUUAAGUAGUCCAACUCAUGCUGUUCCCAUCCCUGCCAUUACCACUGACCAGCCUGAUAAUCGCAACAACCCCAAGUUCCUGGAUGUCUUCAUCAGCUACAGAAGAGCAACAGGAUCCCUUCUGGCAAGUUUACUGAAGGUACAUCUUCAGUUGAGAGGAUUCACUGUUUUCAUUGACGUGGAGAAGUUGGAGGCAGGUAAAUUUGACAACAAUCUGCUGAAGAGUGUUCGCCAUGCUCGCAACUUUGUUCUGGUUCUGUCAUCAGGCUGUCUGGACCGAUGCUUUGAAGACACCGACCGAAAGGACUGGGUGCAUAGGGAGAUAGUUGCAGCUAUUGACAGCAAGUGUAACAUUGUACCUGUCCUUGACAACUUCAAAUGGCCUAGACCUGAGCAACUUCCUGAAGAUAUGAGGAACAUUGUCUUCUUCAAUGGUGUCAAGUGGAUACAUGAUUACCAAGAUGCCUGCAUUGACAAGUUGGAGCGAUUCCUUCUUGGUGAAGAAAAUCUGGGUCAACUUGACUUGGAGCACUUGGCCAAGGAAGGCCGCAGCUUGCAUGUAGCAAAGAAGACCAGUCGUGAUGCCAAAGACAGCACUAGCAGUGUAUCUUAGAGGAAUUGGAGCCCCUCCAGGGUUAAACACUCUGUGUGAAAGGUGUAACAUAACAUGCUUGUAUAUUGAAGGCGCACCCGUAACAGAGGUCUAAAUUGGACAUAGUGUCUCUUGUUGCAACUCAUAACUGUAGUCUGCCUGGUAAAAUUACUCAAAGGGAGGACUUUUGUGGAUAUACAAGUAUUAGACAGGAAUAAAGUACGAUGACAGUCAGUGAAGAAGGACUUACAAGAUAUUCUGGAAAUUAGGACUUUAAAAAGUAUCAGAUCUUGUGUUUCUUACAGUGAUUUGUGGGGAUAACCAGACGCUAGGCAUGCCAUUCACUUUGUGUAUUAGUAAACACAGUACCUCCUGCUGUUGGUCAGGCCAUAUACAUGCACAUGUAGCUGCAUGUCACUGGGUAAAACAAGUGCACCAGAAUGUGCAAUGUGGAAUUUGUUCAUUGACUGUCAACGUCAUUAAGUAUGUGCAGAAUAUUGUCAAUGGUAUAAACCUUUGUGAAGAGUAAAAUCAAAGGAACUUUGUUCAUAGCAAGUGGAAAUGUCCAUAAUAGCAAUAAUAUACAUCAACUAAGAGUUAACAAUCUGAAAAAGGCAAAAUGCAUUCCCAGAUUCAGAACUUUGAUGGAGAAUCAUCUGGUUCAUUGCUGUUCAGAAUGACAAAAACAAGUUAUAAGAAAUGUUCAUUGGUGAGACAGGAGUUUACAGGAAAGCACCCUUAAGGGGCUGUCGUGCUAUAGUGGAAAUGGAUGCGUUGUGUACACACGGGUUACUGGAUUGAAUAUGUCAAAGUUACGAUGCUUUUAUUGACAUUUCUGAAAUUACUUUGUGACUGGUUACACAUACAGGCAAAAGAUAAGUCUGUUACCAAAGAUUAAGUCUUCAAGGCAGUGCAAAAACCUCUUGCUAAAGUGUAUCUCUUAGGUAAAGAACCACACCCAUUGUAAUUCAUCUUAGACUUCAAACCAUGUAAAAAGUGUCUGAUUCACCUGAGUUAUUUGUGACCAAGUUCUACUUGAGUAUUUCACUAAUCAAUGUGUAAUUACUGACCGUCAAACACUCAGCUCAGUUUUCAACAGCCUUAGUUUUCCUUUGUGUGUUGAGGGUCUAGCCCACAAAGUUCCUUUUAUUCCUUGUUUUUUAAAUUCAAGUAAGUUUGAAACAAAACCCAAGGAAAGGGCAGUUUAAUAGUAGGACAUUUUAAUAGACUUGAACACAAAUCAAUCCUAGGAUACGUAUGUGCACAUGCACAUACUUUGUAUUUCUUUUGUGUUGCUAUGGUGUUUUCAUGUUGCAAAGAGUUUAAUUCCCCAAUGUAUAUAAUUGUUUAACGCAGUGGGCCUUGCCAGUGGAAAUUAGUUUUAUCCUUAUGGACUCUAUAACUGCUUGCACUCAAAAAAUAGUACUAAAAUAGAUUACUCGUAGAACUUAAAAGCUAUAGUAUCCUAAGGUUAGGGAUGGGUGUAACUUGAAAGUCCUAGUAAUGUUCUCUAGUAAAUGCCUUUCCAAGGUAUAUGUUAAAAUGUUGGCCCAACUGUACCUAUCAGUAUCACACAGACAGGCCUAACUAUUCAACCAAUACUGUAGGUAUUAGGCUACAUGAUUAUGACAUUACAGUGACUUCAAUGUCGGUAAAAUAGUUUGCAGGCUAUAUUUACAAAAAGAAGGUACCAGAUUUACUAUUGUUUAGACUACUAAUUUUUAACCUGUCCUCAUAGUACCGUGAACUUGAUGCAGUGAGCUUGUAGACUACGUACAUACAUUGUAUUUACCUAAGUGAUUGCAAUGCAGUCCAUGUAACAUAUACCCAAUUUCAAACUGUGUUUGUGUAAUACUGAACUCAUGCAGCCCCCUUCUAGGAUGUGCAAUAUGUGAAAAUUCCAAAUUUAAAAGAUAACCAAUGAAACAUUUUAUAUGUAAGUCUAGAUGAGUGAAAUAGUCUGUAAGAAACGUGGACUUUAAAAUUCAUAUGAGCUCAUGUGUUUUCAGGACCAUAGUCUGAAUAUUUCAGGAUGCUACAGCCCAGCUGAUAGUUUUCAUUUAAUUUUAGUACAUUCCAGUUUACUUUUGGGAUUUGUGAUUUUGUGAGAGUCCAAAGAAAGACAAUAACUCAAACUUGGUUAUCUUUCCUGAUUUGUUUUCCUGUCAGCCAAGAAUGCUGUACAUGGAAAUUGGUUUUGCUUUUGCAUCUCAGUACUGAAAUAUUCUGAACUAAUUCAAAUGGUGUGAAGGUCCUAUUUGUAAAAAAGUGCAAUUAUUUAACCUUUGGAAGUAGAAUAGUGCAAUAGCUGUAGGAAUUCAGUUAAAUGGUAAUAGCUAAGUACUUCAAAUGCAUAGGCCGUUUUCCAAUACUCAACUUCGUCUCCGUCUCAGGCUUCAACUGUUUUUCUACUAGCUGAUUUUGAAGCUGU